AUGCGGUCUGAUAGAGAGUUCUCGUCGGCAUCUGAUGAUGCAGAUGCCCUGGUGGCGGACCUGCUACAGCAGUUUUCUUCUACAGAUCACAAAGCGCCACAGCAGCCAUUAGCGACAAGUUCACAUUCGCGUUCAGAACCCGCGGCUGAACCCACCACCGCCAUACCUUCCCCAAAGGUUGCAUCUGAAGAAAAAGCUUAUGCAGUAGAGGUUCCUGCCAUUUCGGACGCCGAUGAAUACGAGUUCCUUCCCGGCCAUUUUGUAGUGCGCGAAAUUCUAGAGAAGAAGCAGACAGCCGAAGGACCGCGUUACAAGGUGGAACUGGAAAGUUCAGAUAAGGAAUGGAUGCCCCCGUCGCACAUCGAGACCCUCACAAACGGACCUGAAGCUCUGUCACAUUUCAAAUCACGAGGCAAACGGAAGCCCGAGGAGAUGUUGACCGACGGCCGCCACCGCAAGGUGCAAAGACCAGAGGGCUUUGUGAGCUCCGAAACUCUCAUUUUCUCUGACGACGAUGACGAUGAGCCUGUCGUGUCCGCCACUGCUACAAGAUCAACUCAGAGAGACCGUCCGCCACUUCGUCUUACUAUGAAGCGCCAACAGCCUUCAGACGAGGAAGGAUAUUACUCGUCCUCAUCAUCUACAAAUGAGUCUGAUGUGCGUCCCACACGCCGCUCGACGCGUGCUGCGACCCAGCGCUAUACGUUUGAAUCAAGUGAAGAAGCGUCAAGUGAUGAUCUCCUCGGUUCUUCCACGGUCACAAUCUCGAACGGACGUCGUUCUGGAAAGAAUAUUGUGCUGCGGCGAAGCGCUAGACAUUUAAGGGCUCGAAAGUCAGAUAGUGAGAGCGAUACAUAUGCCCCCAGAGGCGUUCGGUUCUCGACCAGAACAAGGAAAUCCCUAAAGAAAAACCUAAGAGAGAGGCUAGAGAGUGACAUUUCUGAGAACGAGGCUGUCCCAACAGAGAAGAGGUACAUAGGUGCCAAAGAGGUCUUUUUUAAGGUUCCAACCCAUGACCCAUUCAGACAACGUCAUCGAAAUGUGUGUGACACUUGCUCCGUGCUUGGUGACGAUAAGGAAAAAGGUCCUCUUGUAUUUUGCCAGGGCUGUACAAGUGCUUUUCAUAGCGUCUGCCUGGGACCGCGGGGUUCUCGAGAACAUAUCGUUACGAAGGUCGGCCAUGACAAAUUCGUUCUUCAGUGCCGCCGGUGCAUUGGAAUUGCUCAUAAGAAGGACUCCACCGCCCCCCAUCUAGGCCAUUGCACCGAGUGCAAAGCCGAAAGUCCUUUGGCCAAGCCUUUUAAAGAGCGUCUCAACUCUCGCCAGGAGCAAAAACAACGAGAGAAAAACGGUGGGGUUGACCCGAUUACUACCGUUGACAAGUCACUCGUGGAUAAUGUGGAUAACGUUCUCUUCCGUUGCAUAAAUUGCACCAGAGCAUACCACUUUGAGCAUCUUCCCCCCAGGUCGGAAGAUAGCCAUGCCUCGCAGACGGAAGGUCUUUCGUCCACAGAUAUAGCUAAUAUGCGGUUCAAGGAAUACGGUCGAAGGUGGAUGUGCUACGACUGUGUGACGGCACCUGGAGAAAUUGAAGCUAUUAUCGCGUGGCGACCAGUCGAUGUCGAUAGUUAUACUCCGGGCUUUACCGCGGAUGUUUUGGACGAGGCAGAGAAAGAGUAUCUUAUUAAAUGGAAGCGCAAAUCUUACUACCGCACGACGUGGAUGCCAGGCACCUGGGUCUGGGGAGUGGCUGCACCCGUCAUGCGGAAAGCAUUCUUGAAAUCCCCGAAGGCUCUUAAGCCACAGAUGACCGCGGAGGAUGCGAUACCGGAGGAUUAUCUCCGGGUCGACAUCGUAUUUGAUGUCCGCUAUACGAACAUUGUGAGCAAUUGCACCAAGGAAAUUGAUAUGGCGCGGGUUAAGGAGGUGAAAGAAGCGUAUGUGAAGUUCAAGGGCCUUCUCUAUGAGGAUGCUGUGUGGGAAGCAGUGCCCAAUCCGGAAGACACAGAAAGGUGGAAUGAUUUUAAGGCUGCUUAUGAAGAUUGGGUCCUUCGUGACUACGUUCGCAUUCCAAAGUCUGGAGCUCUCAAGAAGCACCUUGCUCACGUUCGCGCUCAAGACUUCAAGUCAACUCUGGUCAAGAAAAGUCAGCCCAGCUGUUUGACCGGCGGUAAACUCAUGGAGUACCAACUGGACGGCCUCAAUUGGCUGUAUUACAUGUGGUACAAGCAGCAAAAUGCGAUUCUCGCCGACGAGAUGGGACUUGGGAAGACAAUCCAAGUCAUCGCAUUUCUGGCAACACUGAUUCAAGACCAUCGAUGCUGGCCUUUCCUCGUCGUGGUUCCCAAUUCGACAUGUCCGAAUUGGCGACGUGAAGUCAAGAAAUGGGCGCCAUCCCUCCGUGUGGUCUCGUAUUAUGGCAGUUCCGCCGCACGCAAGAUCGCCCACGAUUACGAGAUGUUCCCCAAUGGUGCUACAGACCUACGGUGCCAUAUCGUCGUCACCUCGUACGAAACAAUGAUCGACGAAAAAGCCCGGAGGGUCUUGUCAGGCAUACCAUGGGCAGGCCUCGUUGUUGACGAGGGACAGCGCUUGAAGAAUGAAAAGAAUCUGCUUUACGAGUCUCUUUCACGGAUCUCGUUCCCCUUCAAAGUGCUCCUCACGGGCACUCCGUUGCAGAAUAAUACUCUGGAGCUUUUCAAUCUCCUCCAGUUCUGCGAUCCGAAAAUCAAUGCGCAGGAGUUGGAAGAGAAAUAUGAGACCUUGACCAAGGAGAAUGUGCCUGAACUUCAUGACCUGAUCCGGCCUUUCUUCUUGCGCCGCACGAAAGCUCAGGUUCUCACAUUCCUUCCUCCGAUGGCACAGAUCAUCGUUCCUGUGUCGAUGUCAAUCGUACAGAAGAAAUUAUACAAGUCCAUCCUCGCUAAGAAUAGCAAGUUGAUCAAAUCGAUCUUCCAGAACAAUCAGGAUCAGAAUCUCAAACAGACUGAGCGGCAUAGCCUCAGCAAUAUUCUCAUGCAGCUCCGAAAAUGUCUGUGUCAUCCAUUUGUGUACAGCAAAGCAAUAGAGGAACGGACUUUCAACGCUGCGGUCUCUCACCGCAACUUGGUGGAGGCAUCAGGCAAGCUGAAACUGCUUGAAUUGAUGUUGCCUAAACUUAAAGAGCGCGGACACCGCGUCCUGCUCUUCAGUCAGUUCCUGGAUAAUCUGGAUAUCGUGGAAGAUUUUCUAGACGGACUCGGUCUGCUCCAUCGCCGACUUGAUGGUUCCAUGAGCUCCCACGAAAAACAGAAACGGAUCGACGAUUUCAAUGCCCCGAAUUCGCCAUACUUUGCCUUCCUCUUGUCGACUAGGUCUGGAGGGGUUGGUAUCAAUCUCGCAACUGCUGAUACCGUUAUCAUCAUGGAUCCGGACUUUAAUCCCCAUCAGGACAUUCAGGCUUUGUCCCGUGCUCAUCGAAUCGGUCAGCAGAAAAAGGUUCUGGUCUUUCAACUGAUGACGCGUGCCAGUGCCGAAGAGAAGAUCAUGCAAAUAGGCAAGAAGAAAAUGGCUCUCGAUCAUGUGCUCAUUGAGAAAAUGGACGCAGACGAUGAGUCUGCUCUCGACCUUGAAUCUAUUCUUCGACAUGGUGCCGAAGCUUUAUUUGAGAAUGACGACACGGGUGACAUUCAUUAUGAUUCCGACUCUGUCGACAGGCUCCUCGAUCGUAGCCAGGCUGAAAACACGCAGGUCGGCAAUGAUGCGUCUGCCGAAUCGCAAUUCAGUUUUGCUCGGGUUUGGGCAAAUGACACUGCGGCUCUGGAAGACCGUCUAGGUGACUCGGACGCCCCCACUCCCCCUAGUAAUACACUGUGGGAGAAGAUUCUGCAGGAGCGUGAAAGAGCUGCUGCGGAGGAAGCUGCUGCCCAAGCCCAAGCGUUGGGCCGGGGAAAGCGGAAGCGGAAUGUUGUCGAUUAUGCGAUCAAUGAAGUCGCUGGCGAACCGAGCCCAACUGGCCCUGCCAAAAAGUCGGGUCGACGAGCCGAGAGCGAUGCCGAGUUUACUGCCGAAGACGAGGGAUCUGAUGAUGUCGAUAGUGAUGACGUCGAACCAGAGUCUGGUGAGUUGACGCCUUUGAACAAAAAGCCCGUUCAAAAAGGACGUCCAUUAAAGCGUGUCGACCCUGAUAAGGUCGAAAUUCCGUCUCUGGAUGGCAAUUCUGAUCGACCUCCUGCAGGUCCCAGUCGGCCCUUCCCGUGUCUGGCAUGCAAUCAGCCCCAUCCUGUUGGAUACUGUCCUCUCAAGCUGGCCGGAGUUGAGCAUUGUGGUCUUUGCGGAAUCGCCCAUUUCGGAUAUCAGCGGACAUGCCCACAUCUCAAUUCUGAAGCACAGAUAACAGUGAUGCUCCAAUCUUUAAAACAAAGCACGGAGCCGAGAUAUCUAGUCGACCAGGCAAAACAAUAUCUGCGCAAUAUCAAAGGAGAUCUGGUGUGGCGUAGGAGAAGGGCUGAAAAACUCAACAGCACCAACAACGGCAGUACUAACAACGUCAGUACCAACAACGGCAGCACCAAUAACGGCAAUACGGCUGAAUCUUUUCCACCGGGUGGAGCUUCGAGACCUGGUCAAACAGUAUUAGAUCUGACACAAACGUCUGGUCCUCAGCAAGUCCCUUCGUCUGUUCCUCCACCUCAAGCCCCAUCACAAGCACCACGCCCGAACGCCGCCCCAAAUUACCAGGGCUUUACGCAGGGUCCAUCUGGGGCCAAGCAAUAUCCUCAUUCAAUGCCUUCUUCUGGCCCUCCUCCUGGCGCUUUCCAGCCUCAGUUUGGCUCCCAGAUGCCACAGCCACCACCAAACGCAAACUAUCAUGGCUCCAUGCCGGGCGGUCCGGGCAAUACUCAUCAUGCACAUCCUCCUGCUAAUCCUAUCCCGCCGCCUGCGUGGCGAAAUCCCUCUGACCGUCCACAAUAG
Molecule: messenger RNA, 4953 nt
Organism: Rasamsonia emersonii CBS 393.64
Lineage: Eukaryota; Fungi; Ascomycota; Eurotiomycetes; Eurotiales; Trichocomaceae
Product: Chromatin remodeling complex subunit (Chd3)
Exons: 3
Coding region: 1-4953 (1650 amino acids)
Biological process (GO): chromatin remodeling; negative regulation of transcription by RNA polymerase II
Cellular component (GO): chromatin; nucleus
Molecular function (GO): ATP-dependent chromatin remodeler activity; ATP hydrolysis activity; DNA binding
Source: RefSeq, a predicted model, not a curated record